Messenger RNA from Schistosoma rodhaini, 2359 nucleotides. Lineage: Eukaryota; Metazoa; Platyhelminthes; Trematoda; Strigeidida; Schistosomatidae. The record is from the annotation of a GenBank genome assembly.
GUUAAUUGGAAGUAUAAUGGAUGGUAGUAGAAGAUUGAAAUGAAGAGAAUAGAAUACACACCGUAAUUAAACUGUCCACAGAGAUCGUAUAGAAACAGAUAACAGGAAAAAAGAACGAAAUUCAAUAAACCAUGUCAAUUUUGUUUCAAACAACUACGUUAAUUGUUUAUAUGGUCUCGUUAUCAACUCAAAUUGAUAUAGGGCAUGCAUGGAAUAGUCAUCGCUGGAACCUAGAAAAAGAUGCACAACAACAAUAUCAAGAUGACAUUCAUCGUAUUGAUGAGGAUAACGAUGAUCAUGAUGAUGUUUAUAACGAUGAUAAUGAAUUUUUGUAUUUAUUUAACUCAAAUAAACAACCAUCCGAUUCAAUUAACUUUAAUCGUAAAGAAUUUUUAUAUCCAAAAAUUAGUUUACCGAUGUAUAUAGAUGAAGGUAUUGAUAAACUACAAGAAUCUACUUCUUCGACGCCUCCUACAGAUGAAAACAUUGACUAUUUAAAUCCAUUUUGGCCAAAUCUGAUUUAUUAUAGAAAUCCUUUAAAAAAACGUGAUAGGACUACUGAUCGGUUGAAUGAUAAUGCUCAACUCACUGAUAAUAGUAUGAUUGUAAAAAAAAUGCCAGAAACUGUAAAAUGGUCUACACCAAUUCAACCAGGCAAUUCAAAAGAUUUACGUAAAUUACGUAAUCUAGAUACAUUUAAUACGGAAGAAUAUAAACACCGAGAUGGAGCAGGACCAGAUGAUACACAUCAGGAACAUUCUAGAUCUUGGAUAAACGAAAGUGAGUUCAAUAAUUCAACCGUCAACGAACAAAGCGAUCGUCAAGGUCUGUACAAUCUAUUUGAAUAGAAAACAUUCAUGAACCUUAUUCUUCAAAGUAUUCUCACAAUCAUGACCAUCUUUUAGACUAUCCAUUGUAAAUAAAAUUUAAUGAGAUAUAAAAGAAAAUAUUUGAUUGUUUCAGUAUUCUAAUGGAACUGACUCAAGACUAAAAUAUCGUCACUUUGAAGCUACUGAGCAACUAGUAUUCUUAGUGUAGAAUAUUUACUCAUUAGUACAGUUACUGAACUGUAACAGGAUGUUAGAAACAUCACUUCACUAAUAAUAACAAUAAGUAUAACUCCUUUAUUAAUAUAUUAGUACUUAGCUUCAACAAAGAUGUAGAUUCUUUUUUUCGAAUAGCUGAAUUGUGGUUAAUAUUGAAAUUCAUAAUACUUUUCAAGUUCUAUUUAAGGCUCAUCAGAUGGAUGAACCUGAAUCUAAUUGUUAAUGUUCACAUUAGAACUCGGAGCCAGUACCGUUUUACUUCAAACACCGACAAGUUAUCAGCAAAACUACUGAAUACAGAUACACGGCACUCUGUUCAGUAAGCGUUUGAAUUAUCUUAUAUUAUACAGUAUACAUAUAUAUAAACAAAGACUGAUCAAAAAUUCAUUCCUGAGUGUCCAUAAUGAGAUGAUUCACACCCUUUCUUGUGAUUGUAUAUAUAUGGUUAUAUUACGGAUCUGCUAAUCAGUAUCAUGUCCUAUUCACUAUUCAGAACUCUAAUUCUGAUCCUGUCUAUGAAAUGCAUACUAUUUCUUCUUUAACCUAUCGUCUCAAACAUGAACGAUCAUAUACCUGACUAGCAUAGCUGACCUUGAGUCGAUGAAGCUAAGUUCCUAUUAGUUCGCUAUUCUCAAGUCUUUCUCAAUGCCCUAACAUGAGUUUGGAAAGUUAGCAACCAGCUUCUUUAAUUACUAUAUUUUGAACAUAGGAAGGUUUAUAUCCAAACACACUGGACUGCAUUGCAUCAUGAAACGAAAAAUAACAUUAUUCAUAAACGAGUCUAAGGUGAAUGUAAAUAAAGGAAGCUGAAGGUGAUAAAUUGGCAGUAAAAUAAGAAUAAUAAGUGAUAUAAUAAAAGUAGGUAGAUUAGACAGAAGCUUAAGGUAAACAGAAAAUAUAAACAUAGUAAUCCAGUUACGUAACAAUUAUACAAUAAGAGUAUAGUAUUUUUCAUAGUUGAAAUCAUGAGUCAAUUGAAGCUAAACCACCUAUGGGAAACCUGGAAACACUAGACGGCCGUUUCGUCCUAUUUUGUGACUCCUCAGCAGUGCAAAUCCAUGAUCCCGCCUAACGAGAUCCGAACCCGGAACGGUAGCUUAAUUUCGUAGACUGAAUGAAGUCAGAUAUUAACACCGUUGGAUGUCGACCGGCUCACUGGUCUAAUGGUUAAGCGCUCGCACGCGAGACAGAUAGGUCAUGGGUUCGAAUCUUGUAGGGCGAAAUCGUGGAUGCUCACUGCCACUGAGCAGUCCUACAAUAAGAUGAAACGGCCGUCCACUGCUUCCAGGUUUUCUAUGGUGGUCUAGCUUCAA